UGUAACGGCCGUUGGGCGACCUGAGGAGCGGAUUCGCCGCUCGUGCGGACGCGGUGGGCGCCGUCAGCAUCCCAGGGUGAGGGGGUUCGCCGCCCGCCUCCAGGCCCGAUUGUCUCAGGUAACCGAUGGCCAUGCAAGAAAAAUAUCCAAAUGACAGGUCUCCUCAUGCUGCUUCACCAGGUUCCAAUGUGAUUCAAAAAGGCAAUUCUCUGGGAACUGAAUGGCAGACACCAGUUAUCUCAGAGGCCUUUAGGAGCCGCUUCAGCCGCUGCCCAAGUAUAGCUGACAGUGGGGACACAGCCAUUGGAACGUCAUGCUCAGACAUUGCAGAGGAUUUUUGCAGCUCAAGUGGCAGCCCUUCUUUCCAGCCAAUCAAAAGCCACAUAACCAUUCCAACAGCCCAUGUGAUGCCUUCUACUUUGGGGGCCUCUCCUGCCAAACCAAAUUCUACACCUUCUGGGCCUUCUUCUGCUAAACUUCCCUUGUCAGGGUUGGCUGAAGGUGUGGGCAUGACAAGAAAUGGAGACUUUGGUGCAGUGAAACGCUCUCCAGGCCUAUCAAGAGAUUUCAUGUACCUCCCUAGUGCUGCUGGAGAGAAUGGGGUUCAGCAGUCCUGGUUUCCAGCAGUAGGCCAUGAACGAGAGGGAGAGAUGAGGAAGUUUGAUAUUCCUAGCAUGGAGUCUACCCUUAACCAGCCAGCCAUGGUAGAGACAUUAUAUUCAGAUCCACAUUACCGAGCCCACUUUCCCAACCCCAGAUCUGAUACAAAUAAAGAUGUAUACAAAGUAUUGCCAGAAUCCAAGAAGGCACCAGGCAGUGGUGCAGUAUUUGAGCGGAAUGGACCACAUGCUGGCAGCAGUGGGGUGCUCCCUUUGGGACUCCAGCCUGCUCCUGGGCUUUCCAAGUCACUGUCCUCUCAGGUGUGGCAACCAAGUCCUGACCCUUGGCAUCCUGGAGAACAAUCUUGUGAACUCAGUACUUGUCGACAGCAGUUGGAAUUGAUUCGUUUACAGAUGGAACAAAUGCAGCUUCAGAAUGGAGCCAUCUGUCACCAUCCUGCUGCUUUUGCUCCUUUGCUGCCCACAUUAGAGCCAGCACAAUGGAUCAGCAUCUUGAACAGUAAUGAGCAUCUCCUAAAGGAAAAAGAGCUUCUCAUUGACAAGCAGAGGAAACAUAUCUCUCAGCUGGAGCAGAAAGUACGAGAGAGUGAAUUACAAGUCCACAGUGCUCUUUUGGGCCGCCCUGCCCCCUUUGGGGAUGUCUGCUUGUUGAGGCUACAGGAGUUGCAGCGAGAGAACACUUUCUUACGGGCACAGUUUGCACAGAAGACAGAAGCCUUGAGCAAGGAAAAGAUGGAGCUUGAAAAGAAACUCUCUGCUUCAGAAGUUGAAAUUCAGCUCAUUAGGGAGUCUCUCAAAGUGACACUACAGAAGCAUUCGGAGGAGGGGAAGAAGCAGGAGGAGAGGGUAAAAGGUCGUGAUAAACAUAUCAAUAAUUUGAAAAAAAAAUGUCAGAAGGAAUCAGAGCAGAAUCGGGAGAAGCAGCAGCGAAUUGAGACAUUGGAACGAUACCUAGCUGACCUGCCCACCCUAGAAGAUCAUCAGAAACAGACGGAACAGCUUAAGGAUGCUGAGUUAAAGAACACAGAACUGCAAGAGAGAGUGGCUGAGCUGGAGACUUUGCUGGAGGAUACCCAGGCAACCUGCAGAGAGAAGGAGGUUCAGCUGGAAAGCCUGAGACAGAGAGAAGCAGAAUUCUCCUCCAUUAGCUUGCAAGAUAAACAGUCUGUGGAAGAAGCCAGUGGAGAAGGCCUCAAAGUGGAAAUGGAAUCCCAGCAGAAGGAAUGUGAUUCCCUCCGAAAGAUUGUGGAGAGGCAACAACUGAAGAUAGAGCAGCUGCACUCUCAAGUCCAGAGCCUAAAGCAAGAACUGGGUCAAGAAGAAGGAAUAAGCCAGGCCUUGAGAGAGGAGGCACAGCGGAGGGAGACAGCCCUGCAGCAGAUGCGCACUGCCGUGAAGGAGCUCUCAGUACAAAACCAGGACCUGAUUGAGAAGAAUCUGACACUGCAAGAGCACUUGCGACAGGCCCAGCCAGGGCCCUCACCUUCACCAGACAUGGCUCAGCUGGUAUAUGAGCUGCACCAGGAAUUGGCCAGUUGCCUUCAAGAUCUGCAAGCUGUAUGCAGCAUUGUGACCCAAAGAGCCCAGGGCCACAAUCCUAACCUCUCUCUGCUCCUAGGCAUUCACUCCACCCAGCACCCAGGGACUCAGCUAGAUUUGCAGAAGCCAGAUGUGAUCAGGAGAAAACUUGAAGAGGCUCAACAGCUGCGUCACGACAUUGAGGACUUAAGGACCAGCCUGUCAGACAGAUAUGCCCAGGACAUGGGGGAAAACUGUGCCACACAGUGAGGAGUGCCAGGGAGGAUCUGGGCUGCUGCUAGCCUUGCCAGAGUGUUUCUGCCCUGGCAGUCCUGCCUUCUGCUGCUGCACCCAGAGGGGAGAGCCUGUAUCUGGGACCAGUGUUGUGAGAAGUUUUGCUGUCCACUGGCUUUGUCUUAUUUGGUUAUGUUUCACCUGUUAUCUUAACUCACUUUUAAAGGUGGAGUUACUAAUUAACCUUUUUGCAGAUUCAGCUGAUAAAGUUCUCACAAAUUGUUCCCAGCCCUAACCUGACAUUAGAAGCAAACAGGCUGCUCACCUCCCCUCUCCAUCCUCCAGGGUGGAUCCAUGUUCAUUCCUACUCCAUACGGUUGGUCCUGCUGAUGCUCUAUUAAGAGAGGCCUAAAGGGUUAAAUAGGAGUAGCAACCUUUUGAAAAGAGUUCUCAGGCUCCAUGUAUCAGCCUUUCUGGGAACUCGGCUGGCUUUCUGGGGUUUCUCAGGUACCUGCUUCCUCAGGGCUGUUGUUCCCACAGAGGCCUCAGGGUUAUCCACCCCGCAGCAAAGUCUCCACUAGGAUUGCUAGCUUGGGGACUACAGCAGGGCCCCUCAGCCUGCAAGCUGUGCCAUCUUUAACAGGAAAAUCUGUUUAGGUACCUUGUGUCCCUGGAGCCCUUGGUAUGUGGUCAGCUUAGCCUUUCUCCAUUGCUUGGGCCUUCUGGGUAGCCCAUUUGGGGUACCUAAGUGCAGACUCCUCUAUGGUUGCCCUGUGGUUCUUGGGUUGGACAGAAGUUUCCCCUGGAAGGCCACAGGGCAACUGUCAAGUCACGCAGCUCACCCCUUCCCAAGGCUGGGGCCUGUAGCUAGCCCUCUGAUUUGUGCCUCUAGUUUGGGAUUGGGAGGAUUUCCCUUAAUUGCCCUGACCUUGAGAGUUCAGAGCACCUAGUAUGAGUCAGUGCUAAGAUAAAGUGUUCAGUGUUUCCUGGUGUUUUGUGUUUCUCUAGGGCCUUUGACCUUCAGCUUUCUGGUUUUUCUGAUUUAGGGAUCCUGAUUUACGGAUCAUCGCAGUUUUGUCUGGUUGUUGGGCCAACCCUCAACCUUGUCUAGGUUGGAGUCAAGGGCCCUCUAUGUAUGAGGAGCAAAGUAGUUCAGGGGUGCAGAGGCAGCCAUGACAGGAGUAUUGCUAAGCCUCUGGGUUGUUUAAAGACCCCUGGACCUCCAGGGCCUGAGCGGGCCUUGUUACAGGUGUUUCACACGUUGGCGUUUUAUUUGUGGAGUGGCUAAGCUUUCGGAGUAGCCACACCUGGCUGGCUACCCCUCAGCCUCUGGGCUCCUGCUUUCUAAAACCAGGACUUCCUGGUUGGUUUCCACCCUAUGUCAUUGGGAGCCCAGCCUCCGUGCUCACGGGUAUUUUUCUUGGUAAAGUUUAUAAAGUUAUUUAUAUGAAUCUUUGUUACGUCGACUGGUUUGCAUUGCCUAUUUUGAUUACAGAAUAAAACAUUUAACAGAC
This is a messenger RNA of Psammomys obesus (fat sand rat), 3886 nucleotides long. RefSeq names its product centrosomal protein 85 (gene Cep85). Lineage: Eukaryota; Metazoa; Chordata; Mammalia; Rodentia; Muridae. The transcript has 14 exons. The record is from RefSeq and is a predicted model, not a curated record. Gene Ontology annotation, cellular component: centrosome. The coding region runs from base 126 to 2408 and encodes 760 amino acids.